AAUAGUGUAUAUGAAUUGGCUGACUACACAGGAAAUAACUGAAACUAAAUGUCUGAAGUGGCAGUAGGUGUAAUAUUGGUUCCAUUUUUACAAAAUUAACAUACAACGCUUAUAUGGUGUUUAUUUUAAUCUCUCUAACUUCUUGGCUAAAAAGAACGUGAAAGGCUCCUUCCAUGUGUGUUUUUAUGUAAUAAAGUUAAUUCUGCUGAACUCCAUACAUAGUUUUGUUAUGACUCCAACAACCGACCUGUCAGGGGCAUCCAGUUUAACCUUCUAACUUUUAGUACUGUCUCUUUAAGAAGAGACCCGGAAACGGUUCUCUCCUGUGUGUUCACUGGUCGCGGGUCCCAAACAGACAGCUGAGUUCCCUCCCGGCCAUGAUAUCCCACCCUGUUAUCUGGGCAUUUCGGAGCAGUGUGAGGUGCUGGAGGCGCCGAACUGUCCUCAAAGCGACUAUCAGGGCCUCGGACGUCGGCGUUUGGCGCUGGUACUCGACUCCACUUCGUGCCGGUGUGACGGGCAUGGAUGAGAUACUAGCGAGGGUUGUUGCACCCUUACCCACAUACGAAACAAGAGACAAAUCUCCUCCUCCUCCCGAAUCAAACAGCUUGGAGUUCAUGCACUUCUACAGUAGUCUGGAUAAGCCAGGCAAACUCCUUUCCCUUACGAAGCUGUCGCAAGAUUUCGGAGUAGACCACAAAAGUGUUUCAGAGCUCGCUGUGAAACUGUUGGACACUCAGCUACGAGACUUGGCGACCAUUUUGCAAGUUGAAGACAGGCUGCGGUACAGUUUGACCCCCCGUUAUAAACAGCUGCUUAAUCACAUAAGCAGGGUCGAAGGGGGAGUGAAGUUUCUGGUGGAUCUCCGAGCCGAUGUGCUUGAAAUAAUCUCAUCCAAAGCUAGCGAAAGCCCACAUAUCAGGGAUCUGAACAGCACUCUGAAGAGUUUGCUGUCUGAGUGGUUCUCUGUAGGUCUGCUCCGACUGGAGAGAAUCACCUGGCAGUCCCCCUGUGAGAUCCUGCAGAAGAUCAGCCAGUAUGAGGCAGUGCACCCCGUAAGAAACUGGACUGACCUGAAGCGCAGAGUGGGGCCGUAUCGUCGUUGUUAUGCCUUCACCCAUGCCGCCAUGCCAGGAGAGCCCCUGGUUGUGCUGCACGUGGCACUCACUGAAGACAUCUCUGAUAACAUUCAGAGCAUCGUCCGUGAGUUUGCUACUCUUCACUCUGAGGAGGACGUGAAUAAGAUAAAUGCAGCCAUCUUCUACUCUAUCUCCUCCACCCAGGCUGGCCUACAAGGGGUGGAGUUGGGCAACUACCUCAUCAAGAGGGUGGUCCGAGAACUACAGAGCGAGUUCCCUCACUUGGCCCAAUUCUCCAGCCUGUCUCCGAUCCCAGGCUUCUCCUCCUGGCUCCAGGGCCUGCUCAGCCAGUACAGGAAGGAAGGCUGGAGCUCUGACCUCCUCUCUGAGCAGGAGUGGAAGGAGGUGGAAAAGGCCACUGACUCAGCUCCUGGGACCCCAGCCACAGAGGCCCUCCGCAAGCUCAUUGGCACCAGUGAGUGGAUGCACUCUGAACGGCUGUCUCGGGUCCUCGAGCCUGCCCUGAUGCGUCUCUGCGCCUGGUAUCUAUAUGGGGAGAAGAGGCGUGGCUAUGCUCUCAACCCUGUGGCCAACUUCCACCUGCAAAAUGGCGCCACCAUGUGGCGGCUCAACUGGCACGCCGACACCAGCCCUAGGGGUGUCGCGAACUCCUGCGGCAUCAUGGUGAACUAUCGUUACUUCUUGAACGAGACAUCUAAAAACAGCGCUCUUUACCUGCAGAAUAAGGUCAUCACAGCAUCAGAGCAGGUGCUGGGACUGGUGUCCCAAUUUCAGAAGAACAGCAAACUGUGAGAAAGGGAUGAGGAUACUCCUAUAAAUACAUUAGAUGGCAAUUGCUAUCAUUAAUAAAUUGACUGACAGACUUUGUUUUGCUUAAUUUGUUUUCAGUAUUUGACACGUUUGAUCAAAUAUCCAAAAAGAAAACAAAAAAAGGUCGUGAGCUGAUAUUAUUUUUGAAGUAAAAUUAGAACGUUUCUCAUGUGACAUCUCUUAUCCGUCUUAUCCUAUACUCUGUAUGUAGUUCAUAGAUUUUUGCCUCAUAGUGUUUCUGGGUGACACUGUUUGAUACUGUGUAAGUGCUUCCCAGGCGAGAGACUGUAGCUAAUGAGGCACGAGGCAUCUAUCAAUGCUUUACCAUGUUCCCGGAUAACAGUGUGUGUAAUGCAGACGCAACGAGGGAGUGCAGCUACUGGAAUAAAUGAUGUUUAGAUUCUUUCAUUUGGCUGAACUGUCUCCCUGCAAACAUCUUGAACAAUGGGAGAAUGUUGAAGUUUUUGUCUUGUUUUGUUCUCUUGUCAUGUUUAUAUACACCUGCUGUCACACUGAUUAUUCCCACUAAAACUCAAUACACAAAGGCAUGAAAUCAUAGACUGGAAAUAUUAUUUCAUAUUAAAUAACUCAAACAAAA
Messenger RNA from Scatophagus argus, 2508 nucleotides. RefSeq names its product malonyl-CoA decarboxylase (gene mlycd). The transcript is spliced from 5 exons. The record is from RefSeq and is a predicted model, not a curated record. Gene Ontology annotation, molecular function: malonyl-CoA decarboxylase activity. Gene Ontology annotation, biological process: positive regulation of fatty acid oxidation; malonyl-CoA catabolic process; acetyl-CoA biosynthetic process. The coding region runs from base 378 to 1892 and encodes 504 amino acids. Gene Ontology annotation, cellular component: mitochondrial matrix; peroxisomal matrix. NCBI's taxonomy places the organism in Eukaryota, Metazoa, Chordata, Actinopteri, Scatophagidae.